GCAGCGUGGUGGAGGAGUGCAGUGGGGUGCUGAAGUCUCAGAGAGUGAGACAGCUAGAGUCACACAGAGACAAGAGACCAGGGGAGACAGAAGAGAACAGAGACAAGAGGAAUAGAAGAGAAGCCCCUCGAGAAAAAGAGGUGACACCAAGGCACAAGACAUCAGAGCAUGGAACCAGGGGUGUGCAACAGGGCUAACAUGCUGGUGUGUAGGCUUUGGAAGGCUGUUAGUCGAGCACUGUUUGCUGAGUUCCUGGCCACCGGGCUGUAUGUAUUCUUUGGCGUGGGCUCGGUCCUGCAAUGGCCCUCUGCACUUCCCUCGGUGCUGCAAAUUGCCAUCACCUUCAACCUGGCCACAGCCACAGCUGUGCAGGUCACCUGGAAGGCCAGUGGAGCCCAUGCUAACCCUGCUGUGACACUGGCCUUCCUUGUGGGCUCCCACAUUUCUCUGCCCCGGGCUGUGGCCUAUGUAGCUGCCCAGCUGGCAGGGGCUACUGUGGGGGCUGCUCUGCUGUAUGGGGUCACUCCAGGGGACAUCCGAGGGACCCUUGGAAUCAACAUGGUCCAUAACAGCUCCUCAACUGGCCAAGCGGUGACAGUGGAGGUGAUUCUGACCCUGCAGCUGGUGCUCUGUAUCUUUGCUUCCAUGGACAACCGUCAGGCGUUGGGCUCCCCGGCUGCCAUGAUUGGGACCUCUGUGGCAUUGGGCCACCUCAUUGGGGUCUACUUCACUGGCUGCUCCAUGAACCCAGCCCGUUCAUUUGGUCCUGCUGUCAUCAUUGGGAAGUUCACAGUCCACUGGAUCUUCUGGGUGGGACCCCUGACAGGGGCUGUUCUGGCUUCACUGAUCUACAACUUUAUCCUGUUCCCUGACACCAAGACCCUGGCUGAGCGACUGGCCAUCCUCAUGGGCACCACAGAAGUGGAGAAAGUAGGGGUGGAACCCCAGAAGAAAGAAUCCCGGGCCAGUUCAGGAGAUGCUGAAAUGGGAUCUAACUAUGCUGCCCAGGCUGGCCUUGAACUCGCAAUCCUCCCAUCUCAGCCUCCCGAGUAGCUGGGAUUACUGGUGUGCAUCACCAUGCCUGGCCACCACAUUUAUAGACAGAAUCUGGGAGCAGAUCUUUCCAAUUCCCUCCCCUAGGCCUUCUCCAUCUCUUAAUGGGACAGAGCAGUGGGAGGGAGAGGACUUUAUGAAAGCCUCCCCUUCUCUUACCCAGCUGGACCUCAGUGGCACUCCUGAGUCUCCAUAUUCCUAUCUUAAGGAAGAAGAACUGGAGAUCAGACAGCCCUUCUGUCCAGACUCUCACCAGGGGACCUCAGGGAGCCUUUGGGGAGGAGGGGAUAGGCUUCUAGGAAGAACUGGGCCCUUGAGAAAGCCUCUGAGCUCCUCAAAGGAAUUUCUCUGUCACUAUGUGUGGUUUGGAGGCUAUGAUUCCCCUAUGUCUGACUGGGGGCUUGCUGAAGACAGAGAUUACCCUGGAAGGUCCCCAGCCUUGGGAAGAGUUGUCAUAUUGAGGAAUCUUUCCUCUGGCUGGCAAAGGGACAGGAUAUAAGAAGGGAGCUCUAGGCCAGACCAACCUGACUCAGACCAUGAUCUCCCUAGGAGUUUGCCUAACCUUCCACUCCUCAGCCCAUCACAGGACCCAUCCUGACAGGAGAAGCCCUCAUUCCUGCCCUCAGUUCAUGACCUGGGCCAAAAGAAGCCUCAUUCUCAGUAUCCAGGAUCCCUAAAAAAGCUGUUGAAUAAGUCCUAGGGACUGUGGAAACAGGAAUCACUCAGAACCAAAAACUCAAGGUUCAGUACCUCUGAAAGACUAUUGGAGGCUGAACUGGUUUGCCAAAGUUUAAAGGUUGUUAAAAAUUUACUAAGCCCAUAACUUGGGGUACAAUCUGGCUUUCAGAUUCUCCAGCUAUAAAAUGGGCACAAGUCCUCCCCAUGGUCUGCUAUGAAAAUAAGAGGUUAGAAAAUGCUUUUGGAAGUUAAAAUGCUAGAAAAACAAUCCCAAUAAAUGAUGAUUAUUAUUGCUUUACUGUAA
Messenger RNA from Marmota monax (woodchuck), 2035 nucleotides. RefSeq names its product aquaporin 6 (gene Aqp6). NCBI's taxonomy places the organism in Eukaryota, Metazoa, Chordata, Mammalia, Rodentia, Sciuridae. Gene Ontology annotation, cellular component: apical plasma membrane; plasma membrane. Gene Ontology annotation, biological process: transmembrane transport. Gene Ontology annotation, molecular function: nitrate transmembrane transporter activity; water channel activity. The transcript is spliced from 5 exons. Bases 169 to 1053 code for a protein of 294 amino acids. The record is from RefSeq and is a predicted model, not a curated record.